AUGUCUUACUAUGACUUGGUUAGUCAACUCACACCAUGGCAAGAUAACUCUGUGAUACGUGUUGUGAUUUACAAGAAGUGGAUUGAGAAAGAUAGCCGUGUUCGGGAUUGUGUGGAAAUCAUCUUAUGCGAUGAAGAGGGAAAGCUUGGUGAGGAAGUCUAUUCGACUUGUCGGAGUGCGGGUGAAAGAAGUGUCAUUCUUGUGAUCUGUGAUUGUCGAAUUACAAGUAGUUGUCAAACAACAAAGGUUCUGAUAGAUUUGAAUGAUCCCGAUGUCAUUGUCUUCAAGAAUAGUUUACCUGAGCAUUGCAGACGUAUUACCUUCUUGAGUAGCAAACCUCAACAAAGGGUUUCUUAUGGUGAUGAGAUUCAUUUCGAUCAGUUUCCAAUGGUCACUAUUUCAGAAUUGCAAGAUUCUCUUGAGGUUGGGAAAUGUAAGAUCAUGUGCACCAUCUACGCGGUUGACAUAGACUGGUCGUGGUUUUAUUUGGUUUGCACUAGGUGUGGUAAAAAAGUGUACAAAAAUCCAAAGAAGGAAGAUCAAAAAAUGACCAAGAAGAAUAAGACCCUUUAUUCAUGUGAAACAUGUGAUGCAAAAGUGUCCUUUGUGAGUGCGAGGAAGACUUUUCAGUUUCUGAUUUGUGUUGAGAAAGAAAAUCUCUAUGGUGGUAGUAAUACAUACAAAGUCGGGAAGGUUUGCAAAGGAAAUGAUAUUUUAUCCGCUGAUGAGGUGAAUGAAUCUGAAGAUAUGGGUGAUCAGAGUUUGCUCUUGUCAGGGAAUAAGGUGUCGCUGAUAAACACGUUGAGGCAAGAGCCUUCUUAUGAGGUGGAAAUUUGA
Eutrema salsugineum is the source of this 837-nucleotide messenger RNA. RefSeq lists its product as uncharacterized. NCBI's taxonomy places the organism in Eukaryota, Viridiplantae, Streptophyta, Magnoliopsida, Brassicales, Brassicaceae. The transcript has 7 exons. The record is from RefSeq and is a predicted model, not a curated record. Bases 1 to 837 code for a protein of 278 amino acids.